CAGGGCUGUCGAGCUGGCCGUCUGUAGCGCAUCGGCGGCCAAUGGAUAAAGCAGCUGCAAAUGACGACAGGCUCCUGUGAAUUCAGCGAACACGCCCCCGGCAUGGGAACAUCGCUAGUCGGCACCCAGACCUGUCACAACACAAUGCAAGGGCCGGGGCAAGGCAGACGGUGAUGGGCGACGGCACUUUUGAGAAGGAAAAGUUUAUCAGCAUCCCAUAGACACUCACUGACAGUAUCCCCGGGGGGACGGACGCACGGCCGGCGCGUCCGCAUGCUGAUUUUGAUCCAGUUACCACCGAGAUGGUAGUUACUUGAAGAAGCCGGUAACCUUAUUGUCGGGAGUUCCCUAACGACACACGAAGCCCCCCUCCAGCGUCACAAGAAAGGGUCGGAAGGGAAAUAUUGCCAAAUCGCUUUAUUGUUGAAUGUCACCAAGACGUCCUGGUGUUGAUUUUCAAAGGAUAUGGAUCAUUUUGCAGCAGAGUGCCUUGUGUCAAUGUCCAGCAGGGCAAUUGUUCACCCUAAAGAAAACAGGGAGCUCAGAGCCGAACCGGCUUACUCUCCGCGGAACGGGGAUGACAAGGAAUCGUUGGUAAAGGACAACUCGUCUCUGUUCGUGGUGGCCAGGAUUUUAGCGGAUUUUAACCAGCAGCCACCCACCGACAACGCCGAGUCGGCGAAGCUGAGAGGGGAGUGCGCUCCCGCCACACCUAUCACGAGCGCCGACCCCGCGCGCCCGCAGAGAGGGAAACGUGUCAGAGGUCGAGUGGAGCCGGAGUCCCCUCAGAAAAAGCACAGAUGCCAUUAUUCAGGCUGUGAAAAGGUGUAUGGGAAAUCGUCCCAUCUCAAAGCACACCUCAGGACGCACACAGGGGAGCGCCCAUUCCCGUGCACCUGGCCCGACUGCAACAAGAAGUUUGCCCGCUCCGAUGAGCUGGCGCGCCACUACCGCACACACACAGGCGAGAAGAAGUUCAGCUGCCCACUGUGCGACAAGCGCUUCAUGCGAAGCGACCACCUGAUGAAGCACGCUCGCCGCCACUCAGACUUCCAACCGUCCAUGCUGAAACGGCCGUACAGCGGAGCGGUGAGCAGUGCACGCUCUGGGUCGCUCAGUGACUACAGCCGCUCAGAUGCCUCCAGCCCCACUCUCAGCCCUGCCAACUCGCCUUAAAAACCUCCUCAACAGCACUUUAGGUGAAGGGUGACCCUAGAUUUCGACGUGGGGUCGUGACGUGGUUCCUCUGAUCUCCAAACCCCUUACUCAUAGCUUAUGUAGGAAAUAUGCUGACCAGGACUGCUGAGGUGCAGUCGACCCGAAGAGUUGCCGUUGCCCAACUUGGCUGGUAACCUUAGCCAGACACACACAGCAUAACAGCAAACGAUGCAAUCUUACAAAGUCUUGUUACCGUGACGGCACACAGUUUGAUCCCUAUCCUGUCGAGAAGAAAUGAAAAAAGAAAAAGAAAAAUGUGGUCUAUAGACCUAGCAGCUCUCAACGCUACUGAAUCUUCUUCGGGACUGGACUCCACCCAAGCUAUUCUGAUUGGUUCUUCAUUCCAUCGUGGUCCUUGGAUUGGAUGUUGUGUGUCAGGGGACUUGCUCGUCACUCUCAUAUUGCACAGUUAUGAAGCUUUGCCAAUGCUCCACUUGCUGUACUGUGUUGUAUAUUGUUGCUUCUUGUUGUGCAAUCUUUCAACUCUUCAAAGACAAAAAUGUAGUCUUUUUUUUUUAUCAACGACAAUAUUUCCAUUGGACACAAAAUUCCUGGUAUUUCCUUUUCUUUUGUAAGCAUCCUGGUGUUGCUGUUACUUUUUUUUUCCCUGAAUUAUGAAUAAGCAAAGUGUGAACAAAAAAAAGAUUGAUCAUGCUAUUCACACCUGAAACGGAUAGGAAAGAUAACAUUUAUGCCUCAGGAUUUCUCGAUCACGCUAUCCACUAACUUGACUGCACAAUACUUAGACUUCACUUUACUAUGAACUUCAACCAGGUUGGAGUUCCUGCCCGGCUCAGGGAAGGCCUUGGUAGCUUGAAAGAAUGCAAAACAAUGAUGUCACAUCACAAAGGUAUGCACAAAUGUAAAAUCAUAAACCAUGAAAACACACACACACACACACACACACACACACACACACACACACACACACACACACACACACACACACACACACACACACACACCACAGUUAAGUAAAAAUCACAGUCCUCCUAAAACAGCGAGUCUGUUACUGUUGAGUUUUACAGCAACAGAGAACGAGCCAUUACCCGGUUAGGUAGUGGCCAUUAUAUUUUAUGACCAAUGUUAUGGACAACUUGUCCAAUUAAAUCAGCUCCAAUGGAAAUUUUGCAGUGGCACUUAUUCAUAAUCUCUUGGUGUGAGCAAAAUUGUAUUAUUUUUCUAAUUUUAGUGUUGAACUUUUGAGAAACCCCUCAAAUUCACCCUUAGAAGUUCCAACCAGUUAUGACCACCUGAGAAGGUGUCAAUACUUUCAGAAGGCCGCUGUGGACAAAACUAUGUAACUGGAGAAACAGCAACCGUGUCAGCCAGACUUAUCCAACUACAAUCACAUCGCUAAUGACAGGGUUCAACCACCGUCUACCGAUGCAAGCAAUACAUGCUUCUUUUGUCGAAGAGACUGAUUGGAGGAAAGGUACGGUUCCUGUUUUCACCUGUUAGACCCAUUUUUGCAGUGAGGGAGGGGUGUAGACAGGAGCAGACAGGUUUUACAAUCCUUGAGAA
Lampris incognitus (smalleye Pacific opah) is the source of this 2742-nucleotide messenger RNA. RefSeq names its product Krueppel-like factor 13. Gene Ontology annotation, biological process: regulation of transcription by RNA polymerase II. NCBI's taxonomy places the organism in Eukaryota, Metazoa, Chordata, Actinopteri, Lampriformes, Lampridae. The record is from RefSeq and is a predicted model, not a curated record. The coding region runs from base 466 to 1176 and encodes 236 amino acids. Gene Ontology annotation, molecular function: RNA polymerase II cis-regulatory region sequence-specific DNA binding; DNA-binding transcription factor activity, RNA polymerase II-specific. The transcript is spliced from 2 exons.